CCGCUCGCCUGCAGGCGUUCCCCUCUGCGCCUGUCAUAUGAUCAGCUUCCCGUUUGUUUGUAUUCAUGCAGCAAGCUAACCGCUUCCCACUAUGAAACCUCCUCAUCUGUAUUCAAACUAAACCUGUAAUCCACACCGAUCCCACCUCAAUCACUCAAACAGAGCCCACAGAGUCCACACAGACAGAUCAGAGGGAUUUAAAGCUUUAAAAACGGGGUUAUAAUGUCGAUCGAGUACGAGGAGCAGCUAGCCGGAAGCCUGGUGGACUCUUUCCCUAAAGAUUUCGGCUACGGCGUGGAAAACAUGGAUAUGAUGCAGGAAGAUCUGGAAAACUCGCCGUCUGCAGACAGUAAACCCAGAAUCCUGCUGAUGGGACUGAGGCGCAGCGGGAAAUCCUCCAUCCAAAAGAUUGCAUAUACUAAUGAUGAUCUAGCUGACGCCAGUCUGGAAAAGCUUCACCUCAGUUUCUAUCUCACCAGCAUCUAUGAUCACUCCAUAUUUGAGGCCUUCAGUAAGGUGGUCCAGAAACUCAUCCCUCAACUGCCCACUCUGGAAAACCUCCUCAACAUAUUCAUUUCUAAUUCUGGGAUUGAGAAAGCGUUCCUGUUCGAUGUGGUCAGUAAGAUCUACAUCGCCACGGACAGCUCUCCAGUGGACAUGCAGUCAUACGAGCUCUGCUGUGAUAUGAUCGAUGUUGUCAUUGACGUCUCAUGUAUUUACGGCCUAAAAGACGACAGCAACAGUAACGCUUAUGAUAAAGAGUCUCUGGCCAUCAUAAAGCUGAACAACACCACAGUGCUUUACCUGAAGGAGGUCACCAAGUUCCUGGCUCUGGUCUGCAUCCUGAGAGAAGAGAGCUUUGAGAGAAAAGGUUUGAUAGACUACAACUUCCACUGCUUUCGAAAGGCCAUCCACGAGGUAUUCGAGGUGAGCAGCUCCACCCAGAGGACAGGAGCGGCGGUGCACUCCAGCCCCCCCAGCAGCAGCGGUAACUGCCUGGCCCGACUCAAAUCCACAGUGCUGAACGGUACACCCAGGAGCCUGGUUUAACCCAGGACACACGGACUUCUAAGAACACAGGGCCUUCACACUAGUGCGCUGAACGUGCGCUAACGUACACGUGAGAUUACUGGAGCGUUUCUCUACUUCUACCUGCUGUUCCAGGAUCUGAGAGACUCAACAGGACACUCAUACAGGACAAACUACAUUGCUGCUUUUUUAUGAUAUUUUGAUGUGUGUGUGUGUGAGAGAGAGAGAGAGAGAGUGAGUGAGAUUGUGUGCAGAUGCAGCAUCAGCUGUUAUAAUGGGGGAAAUGGGAAAACUUUAGCCAACAGAAUGAGGCACAAUGAAAUAAUUAAAUAGUAAAUAUAGUCUUAAAACUCAUUAUGUAUUAAUGGUGGCCAAAAGUGCUGUCUAGGUAGGGUGCUCAUUAAGUUUUGAGACACAUUCCACCUUUUAGAAGUUUGAGGGUGAAUUUUACAGCAACAAAAAAACAUGUUCAAGUAACAUUUCACAAACAAAUCAAAAUGAAAAAAAAGGGUAAAUUAUGCCUGUUUUUAGGAGCUUCAAAAAUUUUUACAUUGUGAUAAAACACAUUUUACCCAAAUUCUCAUUGCUGUAAUAGGUCAGAAAAUUU
Molecule: messenger RNA, 1636 nt
Organism: Sinocyclocheilus rhinocerous
Lineage: Eukaryota; Metazoa; Chordata; Actinopteri; Cypriniformes; Cyprinidae
Product: ras-related GTP-binding protein C-like
Exons: 6
Coding region: 223-1050 (275 amino acids)
Biological process (GO): cellular response to starvation; positive regulation of TORC1 signaling; negative regulation of autophagy
Cellular component (GO): lysosome; Gtr1-Gtr2 GTPase complex; nucleus
Molecular function (GO): GTPase activity; GTP binding
Source: RefSeq, a predicted model, not a curated record